Molecule: messenger RNA, 1288 nt
Organism: Hordeum vulgare subsp. vulgare (domesticated barley)
Lineage: Eukaryota; Viridiplantae; Streptophyta; Magnoliopsida; Poales; Poaceae
Product: peroxidase 27-like
Exons: 4
Coding region: 71-1075 (334 amino acids)
Biological process (GO): hydrogen peroxide catabolic process; response to oxidative stress
Cellular component (GO): plant-type cell wall; plasmodesma
Molecular function (GO): heme binding; peroxidase activity
Source: RefSeq, a predicted model, not a curated record
CUAAAGGUCUCGUUCCUCAACUCGCCAAACACCAUAUCUUCCAAGGUAGCCUAAUAAGUAAUAACACGAUAUGAAGGGCAUGGUCUGCCUGCUGGUGGCCAUGGCACUGGUCCUCGCCGGCAGCGCCAGCAUUGCGGCGGCGCAGGCGGCCGGGCUGAAGAAGGGCUUCUACAAGAAGAGCUGCCCGCAGGCGGAGGACAUCGCGCAGAAGGUGGUGUGGAACCACGUCGCCGGCAACCGCGAGCUCGCCGCCAAGUUCCUCCGCAUGUUCUUCCACGACUGCUUCGUCAGGGGGUGCGAUGCGUCGGUGCUUCUGGACUCGCCGACCAACACGGCGGAGAAGGACGCGCCGCCGAACCUGUCGCUGGCCGGGUUCGAGGUCAUCGACGAGGUGAAGGCGGCGCUGGAGCGGGCGUGCCCGGGGGUGGUCUCGUGCGCCGACAUCGUGGCGCUCGCGGCGCGGGACUCCGUGUCGUUCCAGUACGGGAAGAAGCUGUGGGAGGUGGAGACGGGGCGGCGGGACGGCACCCUGUCCUUCCUCCAGCAGGCCUUCGACGAGAUCCCGGCGCCGUCCUCCACCUUCGACAUUCUCCUCGCCAACUUCUCCGGCAAGGGCCUCGGCCUCCAGGACCUCGUCGUCCUCUCAGGCGGACACACCAUCGGAAUAGGCAACUGCAACCUCUUCAGCUCCAGGGUCUUCAACUUCACGGGCAAGAACAACCCCACCGACAUCGACCCCUCCCUCAACCCACCCUACGCCAAGUUCCUCCAGGGGCAGUGCAGGCGUAACCUGCAGGACCCGAACGACAACACGACGGUGGUGCCCAUGGACCCCGGCAGCAGCACCUCCUUCGACAGCCACUACUUCGUCAACCUCAAGGCGCGGCAGGGGAUGUUCACCUCCGACGCCACGCUGCUCACCAACGGCCGCGCCGCCGCGCUCGUCGACAAGCUGCAGGACAACGGCGUCUUCUUCGACCACUUCAAGAACUCCAUCAAGCGCAUGGGCCAGAUCGACGUCCUCACCGGCGCCAGCGGCCAGGUCAGGAACAAAUGCAACGUCGUCAACUCAUAGAUUCACUGCAAGGUGCAUAUAGUAUCCGUGAACGUGGGUCGCUGGAUUAAUUGCGGACCUGAUAUAAUAUCACGGUGCGCUAUAUAUGGGAUGUAACAAGUGUCUAGAUGAUCCGGAGUUGCCUGUAAAGCUACCACCAAAUAAUUACGUACCUUGUAACGAAUUGAAAAUGCAGAGAAAUAUUAUAGGGUGUGUGUACUCCACUAGAUACCA